GCGACUUUCUUCGAUCGUCAGUGCGCAUGCGUAAACUGUGUCAGUUGGCCGAGUGAAGUGGUUCACUCUCUCUAAAAAUAACCUAAAAAUUAAUAUUUAAUCGUGAAUUAAAUAAAUAUGGCACACUACGGGUCUUUAGAAAAGUUAGGACUAGCCUUCCUUGUAGGUUUGCUGUUCUACAUAGUAAAAUGUUUCGUUAAUGUGGUGUAUACUUAUGUUAUCGGACCAGCAGUGAAUAAAGUGGAUUUUAAAUCGAAAGGAAAGUGGGCACUGGUCACAGGAAGCACUGAUGGUAUUGGAAAACAAUAUGCGAGAGAGUUGGCUGCACGAGGCUGUGAUAUAAUUCUAGUCAGUCGUUCUAUUGAUAAGCUGAAAGCAACUGCCUCUGAAAUAGAAAAUGACUACAAAGUAAAUACCAAAAUAAUUCAGGCUGAUUUCAGCGAGGAAGGAAUUUACGACAAAAUUUCCAAAGAAAUAACUGAUCUUGAAAUAGGAACCCUAGUCAAUAAUGUUGGUAUUUCGUACAGCUAUCCGGAGUAUUUCACCGAAAUCCCAGAUUGGGAACGUAGCAUAUCAACCAUGAUCAAGGCCAACAUGGUAUCAGUGACUCGGAUGACGGGUAUCGUCUUACCUGACAUGGUGAAGCGUGGCAAGGGAGUCGUCAUCAAUAUUGGAUCUGGAUCAUCUGUAAUCCCUAGUCCUCUGCUUACUGUUUAUGCAGCAUCUAAGGCUUACGUCGACAAAUUUUCGGAGGGUCUUGAAAUGGAGUACAGCAAAAAGGGCAUUAUAGUACAGUGCGUGCUCCCCGGUUUCGUCUGUUCGAAUAUGUCCGGUAUUCGGCGAAGCACUUGGUUGGCGCCAACCGCUAAGACCUUCGUUAAGUCUUCCAUCAGUCUUGUUGGUACAACGUCAAAGACGACGGGAUACUUCCCGCACGCCGUUUUCGUGAACGCCAUCAAUCUGAUAUAUGCGGCAUAUGCACGAUUCGCUGUCUGGUUGGUUACCAGGUCGAUGGAGAACACUCGCAGGAAGGCACUGAAAAAAAGAGAAAAGAAUAUUGCAUGAAGAUUCAAAAAUGAAGUUACAAGGGAUCUAGAAGGAGAAUUACAUCAAUGUGAUAUAUAUGACAAUAAAAACGUUGAGUAUUAUACAGAGAAAGCUGUAACGUGAUAAUUAAAUUGGACUUCUGGGGCUCAAUUAUUUAAAAAUUUUAUAUGAUUUGUUAAAAAAAUUGUUAUAUCUUAUAGGUUAACCUAUUUAUUGUUGCAUAAUAAAUAACUUAUUAAAUAUAUGGUUACCAUAAA
Zerene cesonia (dogface butterfly) is the source of this 1304-nucleotide messenger RNA. RefSeq names its product very-long-chain 3-oxoacyl-CoA reductase-like (gene spidey). Gene Ontology annotation, molecular function: oxidoreductase activity. Gene Ontology annotation, cellular component: endoplasmic reticulum. NCBI's taxonomy places the organism in Eukaryota, Metazoa, Arthropoda, Insecta, Lepidoptera, Pieridae. The transcript has 7 exons. The record is from RefSeq and is a predicted model, not a curated record. Bases 118 to 1065 code for a protein of 315 amino acids.